AUGACUCCCGCGAGUAUAAAAAGCUCAACUCAAAAUAUCAGUCUCAAAGAAGUCUUUUCAGCUUCAAAAGGCCAAAAAUCAAAAAUGUUGUUUGUAGUCUUGCUUGCCUGCAUUGCUUUUGCUCAUGUUCAAGGUUCAUUUCUUCCUGUCCAACCUUAUGAUUACGGAUAUGCCGUCAGGAAUCUUUUCAGCCACCAGUACAAACAAGAAGCCGGAAACGGCGUUGGAGGUGUAGUGGGAAGCUACGGUACCGUUGAUGCUAGAGGAAACUUUCAAUAUAGGAACUAUGCAUCGGGUGCCGGAUAUCCCAUCUACGGCUAUGGAUUAAAUGGAUACGGACUCAGAUACGAUGGAUAUGGACUUCCAUAUGGGGCUUAUGGAAAUCUUGGCUAUGGUUAUGGAGGCGUAUUGGGGCAUCCCGCAUUGAUUUAAAUUCUAUGGA
Messenger RNA from Argiope bruennichi, 442 nucleotides. RefSeq lists its product as uncharacterized. Bases 1 to 432 code for a protein of 143 amino acids. Lineage: Eukaryota; Metazoa; Arthropoda; Arachnida; Araneae; Araneidae. The record is from RefSeq and is a predicted model, not a curated record. The transcript is spliced from 3 exons.